Messenger RNA from Arabidopsis lyrata subsp. lyrata, 3794 nucleotides. RefSeq names its product LRR receptor-like serine/threonine-protein kinase FLS2. Gene Ontology annotation, molecular function: protein kinase activity; ATP binding; protein binding. The transcript has 2 exons. The record is from RefSeq and is a predicted model, not a curated record. Bases 56 to 3583 code for a protein of 1175 amino acids. Gene Ontology annotation, biological process: protein phosphorylation. Gene Ontology annotation, cellular component: plasma membrane. NCBI's taxonomy places the organism in Eukaryota, Viridiplantae, Streptophyta, Magnoliopsida, Brassicales, Brassicaceae.
ACAUAAUUGAAAUUUUCUCAUAAUAUUUUCUCACCAAUUUCAACUCAUCUAAACCAUGAAGUUACUCUCAGAGACCUUUCUGAUAUUAACUCUCACUUUCUUCUUCUUUGGCUUUGCACUAGCGAAACAGAGCUUUGAACCAGAGAUUGAAGCUUUAAGAUCCUUCAAGAGUGGCAUUUCCAGCGACCCUUUAGGAGUAUUGUCGGAUUGGACCAUCACCGGUUCGGUACGACACUGCAAUUGGACCGGAAUCACCUGCGAUAGUACCGGCCACGUUGUCUCUGUUUCCUUGCUGGAGAAGCAACUUGAAGGUGUUCUGUCCCCAGCCAUAGCAAAUCUCACCUAUCUCCAGGUUCUUGAUCUCACUUCAAAUAAUUUUACCGGAGAAAUACCGGCUGAAAUCGGAAAGUUAACCGAGCUUAACGAGCUUAGUCUUUACUUAAACUAUUUCUCUGGUUCGAUUCCUUCUGAAAUUUGGGAACUUAAGAAUCUUAUGUCUCUUGAUCUGAGAAAUAAUUUGCUAACCGGUGAUGUUCCUAAAGCAAUUUGCAAAACCAGAACUUUGGUAGUAGUAGGAGUUGGAAACAACAACUUAACCGGUAAUAUACCAGAUUGCUUAGGAGAUUUGGUUCAUCUAGAGGUGUUUGUAGCAGAUAUUAACCGGCUUAGUGGUUCGAUUCCGGUAACAGUUGGUACUUUGGUUAAUCUGACGAAUUUAGACCUGAGUGGUAACCAGUUAACCGGUAGAAUACCAAGAGAGAUAGGAAAUCUCUUGAACAUACAGGCUCUCGUUCUAUUUGAUAACUUGUUGGAAGGAGAAAUACCGGCCGAGAUCGGAAACUGCACGACCUUGAUAGACCUUGAGCUGUACGGUAACCAGUUAACCGGGCGAAUACCAGCUGAACUAGGGAAUUUGGUUCAGCUGGAAGCCCUCCGGUUAUACGGGAACAACCUCAAUUCCUCACUUCCAUCCUCAUUGUUUCGGUUAACGCGUUUAAGAUAUCUGGGAUUAUCAGAAAACCAGUUGGUUGGACCAAUUCCCGAAGAAAUCGGUUCUCUCAAGUCACUUCAAGUCCUAACGCUCCAUUCCAACAACUUAACUGGAGAGUUUCCACAGUCCAUCACAAACUUGAGGAACUUGACAGUGAUGACGAUGGGGUUCAAUUAUAUUUCCGGUGAGCUCCCAGCGGAUCUAGGGCUUCUUACAAACCUUAGAAACCUUUCAGCGCACGACAAUCAUCUUACCGGACCAAUACCUUCUAGCAUAAGUAACUGCACCGGUCUUAAACUCCUGGACCUGUCUUUUAACAAGAUGACUGGCAAGAUUCCGUGGGGUUUAGGAAGCCUGAAUCUUACGGCUCUUUCUCUUGGGCCGAAUCGGUUUACCGGCGAAAUUCCAGAUGAUAUCUUCAACUGUUCAAACAUGGAAACCCUUAAUCUGGCCGGGAACAACUUAACAGGAACGCUCAAGCCAUUAAUUGGAAAGCUUAAGAAACUCAGGAUUUUUCAAGUGUCGUCUAACUCUCUCACAGGAAAGAUUCCGGGAGAGAUCGGGAAUCUGAGAGAGUUGAUACUCUUGUAUCUUCAUUCUAAUCGUUUCACAGGGAUAAUCCCGAGGGAGAUAUCAAAUCUCACUCUCCUCCAGGGGCUUGGGCUGCAUAGAAAUGAUCUUGAAGGUCCAAUUCCUGAAGAAAUGUUUGACAUGAUGCAACUUUCAGAGCUUGAGCUAUCCAGCAACAAAUUCUCAGGUCCAAUACCUGCCUUGUUCUCGAAGCUACAAUCGCUUACCUACUUAGGUCUACACGGAAACAAGUUCAACGGGUCUAUCCCUGCAAGCCUUAAGUCACUUUCGCUUCUCAACACGUUCGAUAUCUCCGGCAAUCUUCUCACCGGAACCAUCCCUGAGGAGCUGUUAUCUUCGAUGAAAAACAUGCAGCUUUACCUCAACUUCUCAAACAACUUUUUGACUGGAACCAUCUCCAACGAGCUUGGCAAACUUGAAAUGGUUCAAGAAAUCGACUUUUCGAACAAUCUCUUUUCCGGGUCUAUUCCAAUAUCGUUAAAGGCCUGCAAAAAUGUGUUCACACUGGAUUUUUCGCGGAACAAUCUCUCGGGUCAGAUCCCAGAUGAUGUUUUCCACCAAGGAGGCAUGGAUAUGAUCAUAAGCUUGAACCUUUCAAGAAACAGUCUCUCUGGUGGAAUCCCUGAGGGCUUCGGGAACUUGACGCAUUUGGUCUACUUGGAUCUUUCUAGUAACAAUCUCACAGGUGAAAUUCCAGAGAGUCUCGCCAAUCUUUCCACUCUGAAACAUCUCAGACUAGCUUCAAACCACCUCAAAGGCCAUGUUCCUGAAUCCGGUGUGUUCAAAAACAUCAACGCGUCUGAUCUGGUGGGAAACACAGAUCUCUGUGGUAGCAAGAAGCCUCUCAAGCCAUGUAUGAUCAAGAAGAAGUCGAGCCACUUCUCGAAGAGAACCAGAAUCAUCGUGAUUGUUCUUGGAUCAGCCGCGGCUCUUCUUCUUGUCCUGCUUCUUGUUCUGUUUCUCACCUGUUACAAGAAAAAGGAAAAAAAGAUAGAAAACUCAUCAGAGUCUUCAUUACCAAAUUUGGAUUCAGCCCUGAAGCUGAAAAGAUUCGAUCCAAAAGAGUUGGAACAAGCAACAGAUUCUUUCAACAGUGCUAACAUCAUUGGUUCAAGCAGCUUAAGCACAGUGUACAAAGGUCAGCUAGAAGAUGGGACAGUGAUCGCAGUAAAAGUAUUGAAUCUGAAGCAAUUCUCUGCAGAAUCAGAUAAAUGGUUCUACACAGAAGCCAAAACAUUGAGCCAACUAAAACAUCGAAACCUGGUGAAGAUCUUAGGGUUUGCUUGGGAAAGCGGCAAAAUGAAAGCUUUAGUGCUUCCAUUUAUGGAAAACGGAAGCUUGGAGGACACGAUUCACGGCUCUGCUACACCGAUCGGGUCGUUAUCAGAGAGAAUAGAUCUUUGUGUUCAAAUCGCAUGCGGAAUCGAUUAUCUUCAUUCUGGAUUUGGUUUCCCAAUUGUUCAUUGUGAUCUGAAGCCAGCAAAUAUACUCCUCGACAGUGAUCGUGUUGCUCACGUAAGCGAUUUCGGAACUGCUCGAAUUCUAGGUUUCCGUGAAGAUGGAAGCACCACAGCUUCUACUGCAGCUUUCGAGGGCACAAUUGGAUACUUAGCUCCAGAGUUUGCUUAUAUGAGCAAAGUGACAACAAAAGCCGAUGUAUUCAGCUUCGGGAUCAUAAUGAUGGAGCUAAUGACGAGACAGAGACCAACUUCGUUGAAUGAUGAAAAGUCACAAGGCAUGACUUUGCGUCAAUUGGUGGAGAAAUCAAUUGGAGAUGGAACAGAAGGGAUGAUUAGGGUUCUUGAUUCGGAACUCGGGGACGCUAUUGUUACUCGCAAACAGGAAGAGGCCAUUGAAGAUUUGUUGAAGCUUUGUUUGUUCUGUACAAGCUCUAGACCUGAAGAUCGACCUGAUAUGAACGAGAUUCUUACACAUCUGAUGAAACUUAGAGGCAAAGUGAAUUCAUUUCAAGAAGAUCGUAACGAGGAUCGAGAAGUUUAGCAGCAAAGCUUUCUUCUUUGAAGACAAUUUUUCGAAUUUGCCAGACUCUGUUACGAUGGUUGAAUACUUUGGACGUAAAACGUUUUGAUUUUGCUUUUUUUGGUGAUUGUUUUCAUAUAUAUAUGCAUUUUGCUUUGGACGUAAUCUGGAUGGUAGAUUAGGUAUUCCAAUAAGUAAUGCUGAUAAGUAAAUGAAAUGAGUACCAAGUACA